GAUAUCGCUAGUCUAGAAUCUAGAUUCAGACCAGAAUGCGAUUCUUACUGGGUGUUUUCUUUUUCUUUUUUUCUCUAAAAUUUCUGUUGUUUUGAAAGAGAAAAAACACACGGCAGAUACGAAAACGGGUUAUCAAUUGACAGAUGGUAAUUUAUUCGUACACGAUUUGAGUUGUUUCCUGUGAAGCCAAAGAUCGAAUACAUGGUGUACAUAGGUGGAAGAUGAAUAGGGUACCACCAAAUACGAGCAUGGAGACGGCAAAACAACAAUUCUUGAAAGAAUUCGGUGAAUCUUACGGUUAUCCGAACGCCCCCAAGAACAUCGAUGACAUCCGAGCUACGGAAUUUAAAAGACUUGAUGGGAAUGUGUACUUGGAUCAUGCUGGUGCAACUUUGUAUUCUGAAUUACAGAUGGAAGCAAUAUUUAAAGAUCUUACCACCACUGUAUAUGGAAAUCCCCAUAGUCAAAGCAGCUCUAGCCUGGCCACUUCAGACGUUUUAGAAGAUGCUCGUAAUCAGGUUCUCAAAAUCUGUAAUGCAUCUCCAAAAGAAUAUAAAUGUAUAUUCACUUCGGGGGCAACAGCAGCUCUUAAACUUGUUGGGGAGGCCUUUCCUUGGAGCAGUCAGAGCACUUUCAUGUAUACAAUUGAGAACCACAACAGCGUACUUGGGAUUAGAGAAUAUGCUCUCAAUGAAGGAGCUGCAGCAUUAGCAAUAGACUUUAGGGAAGCUACAAAAUCUGAUACAUGUAGAAGCACUAGAUCUUCUAUCAAGGUUUUCCAGCAUCCUCUACAAAAGAGAAGCGAAGCUAGGGUAUUAGAUGAAGAACCUACUGGCCAUACAUACAAUUUAUUUGCUUUCCCCUCGGAGUGUAAUUUCUCAGGAGUGAGGUUUAAUCUUGAUUUGAUAGACAUAAUUAAGGAAGAUUCAGAGCGAAUAUUGGAAGGCGCUCGACAUUGCAGGGGAUGUUGGAUGGUUUUGCUUGAUGCUGCAAAAGGAUGUUCCACAGACCCUCCAGAUUUAUCAAAGUAUAAGGCAGACUUUGUUGUCAUCUCAUUCUACAAGCUUUUUGGCUAUCCAACCGGACUUGGAGCUUUGAUAGUUCGAAAUGAAGCUGCAAAGUUACUAAAGAAGACCUACUUUAGUGGAGGCACGGUGGCUGCAUCAAUUGCAGACAUGGACUUUGUGAAAAGAAGAGAAGGCAUUGAGGAGUCAUUUGAAGAUGGAACACUAUCAUUCUUAAAUAUAGCAUCCAUUCGUUAUGGAUUGGAUAUCAUAAAUACUUUGAGCACAUUAGCCAUAUCACGCCAUACAUCAUCACUUGCCAGAUAUACGAGGAAUAUGCUUUUGGCAUUAAGGCAUGCAGAUGGGGAGGAGGUUUGCAAAAUAUAUGGUCUCGAUUACUUAAAGGUUAUGCACUAUGUUCUGCAUAUCAAAAGCUUGCAUGUGGCAUCAUACAGCGGACUUGGUUCUGUAGUUUCUUUCAACUUGAAAAGGUCUGAUGGUUCUUGGAUUGGCUACCGUGAAGUGGAGAAACUGGCUUCUUUAUCUGGAAUUCAACUACGGACAGGAUGCUUUUGCAAUCCUGGUGCAUGUUCCAAGUAUCUUGGUUUAUCUCAUUCAGAUCUUCUAUCCAACAUUGAGGCUGGGCAUGUUUGCUGGGAUGACUAUGAUAUAUCAAAUGGGAAACCAACUGGAGCUGUUAGAGUUUCUUUUGGCUAUAUGUCGACAUUUGAAGAUGCCUGGAAAUUCAUGAACUUCAUUGUAAGCUCUUUUGUCUUGUUGCCCACCGAUACUAGACAUCUUAAUCCAUUGAGAUCCGGCUCUAUCCAGCCCGCCAUGGAAGGUCACAGAACGACGACAGAACAUCAUCUUACGUCAAUUGUUGUGUAUCCAAUAAAGUCAUGUGCAGGUUUCAGAGUGGACAGUUGGCCUCUAAGCAGUACUGGAUUGUUAUAUGAUCGAGAGUGGCUUCUCAAAAGUAUCAAUGGUGAAAUUCUUACACAGAAGAAGGUACCUGAAAUGUACUAUAUCGAUACAAAGAUUGACCUCAAAUUGGGAAUACUUCAUGUGGAAUCUCCUCGAUGCAAGGAGAAGCUGCUUAUCGAACUUGAAUCGGAUUUUUUUCCUGCAGUAGAAGAAAUCAAUGUACAUGCCCAAAGAUAUGAAGUUCUGGGCUAUGAUAAUAAGAUAGACACUUGGUUCAGCAAUGCAGUUGGCCGACCUUGUUAUUUAUUAAGAUCUAGUUCCAGAAAUGGUAUCUGCUUGAACAAGACCAAAAGCAUGGGCAGAUGCAGAGACGUGAAUACCAGAUUAAACUUUGUUAAUGAAGCUCAGCUUUUACUGGUAUCCGAGGAAAGCAUAUCUAACCUCAACCAUAAAUUAAACUCAAGUAGACAGGAAGGAUCUGUUGGAUUAAGAAUGCAAGUUGAUGCAAUGAGAUUCCGGCCCAACCUUGUGGUAUCUGGUGGUGAGCCAUAUGCUGAAGAUGGGUGGAGUAGUCUUAAGAUCGGAGGCAAUCACUUCAUGUCAUUGGGCGGUUGCAACCGUUGCCAGAUGAUCAAUUUGAAUUAUCAAGGUGGUGAGGUACAGAGAUCAAAUGAGCCUCUAUCUACCUUAGCAGCAUACAGGAGAACCAAGGGUAAGAUUCUGUUUGGAAUUUUACUGAGAUAUGAGCAUGACAAUGAGGGUGGAGAAGAAAUGUCUUCAUGGCUUCAAGUAGGACAAGAAGUAUACCCUGAUCAGGGACCUUGAAAAACAGUCAGAAAACUCCUCAGUGGCCUUGUAGGACUUGAACCGGUGACCUCUAAGAAAAAUUCUCAAAGGCCCGAGCCUUAUUGUCAGUUGAACUAACUCUACAAGGUUGAAAAUCUUAAAACAUGUAUGUGUGCGAGGCUAAACAAAAACCAUUUUUCUUUUACAUUUUAAUAUAUUGAUGUGACGUAUUAAGAUAUGUUUGUAUUGAUGUAUUUGAGUAUGGAAAUGGUCGGGUUAUAUUUACAAUGGAACUAGAAGGUUUUGGGGGAGUUGGGUUAGAUUGAAUGAUUGAAAACGUUGAUUUUGUUGUGUGGCAGGUAUUAAUGUUGUUUGACUUGUGACUUUGACUA
Cynara cardunculus var. scolymus (artichoke) is the source of this 3106-nucleotide messenger RNA. RefSeq names its product molybdenum cofactor sulfurase. Gene Ontology annotation, biological process: Mo-molybdopterin cofactor biosynthetic process. Bases 222 to 2753 code for a protein of 843 amino acids. The record is from RefSeq and is a predicted model, not a curated record. Gene Ontology annotation, molecular function: molybdenum ion binding; molybdenum cofactor sulfurtransferase activity; pyridoxal phosphate binding. Lineage: Eukaryota; Viridiplantae; Streptophyta; Magnoliopsida; Asterales; Asteraceae. The transcript is spliced from 24 exons.